Ahaetulla prasina is the source of this 9786-nucleotide messenger RNA. RefSeq names its product ETS transcription factor ELK1 (gene ELK1). The transcript is spliced from 6 exons. Gene Ontology annotation, molecular function: DNA-binding transcription factor activity, RNA polymerase II-specific; sequence-specific DNA binding. Gene Ontology annotation, biological process: cell differentiation; regulation of transcription by RNA polymerase II. Gene Ontology annotation, cellular component: nucleus. The record is from RefSeq and is a predicted model, not a curated record. NCBI's taxonomy places the organism in Eukaryota, Metazoa, Chordata, Lepidosauria, Squamata, Colubridae. The coding region runs from base 1257 to 2555 and encodes 432 amino acids.
UCCCCCUCCCCUUGUCUCCGCUGUCAUGGUGGCUUUCCGUUGCCGUGGUAACCGCGGGGCAAAUAAGGAUCAGGCGAAGGGGGCGAGAAGGUCGUGGGCUGGCUGCCACGAAGGCAAGAUCUACCCGCUCGCAAGGGUAGGCGGAGGGGGCGGCGGUCUUUGGCUGGAGUGGACAUCCCCCCCCCCCGCCCGUCCCGCCUAUCUCACGCCUGGGUCCUAUCUCCAGCCCAGCUUUCUCCAAACAGGUAUCCUCAUGGCGUCUGGGAAUGGUGGGAAUGUUAGUCCUAACACAGCUGCAGGAGUUCCGUCCCUCUCCGCAUUUGCAAGAGCCCUGCGGACUCCCUCGUGCAAAGGCAAAGCCUAGAUGCCUUGGAAUCUCUCCUCCCGCAGUUGGCAUCCAACAGGUCGAGAAGUCCGGAAGCGCAAGGAUUGCGCUCACUCCAUCUUCAACCCAGGGAGUUCUGGUGCCGUCUCGAGCCCGCCAGUCCAGAGCGGUCAGCCCAGCCUGGGAUUCUCGGCUCUCCGUAACCCCUUCUUUAGGAAAGAAUCCCUGGCGUCCUGGUUUCAAUAGAUCUCCCGCCUCGGCCUGAGCAGAGAGAUCCAGAGACCCUCAAUUUCUCCCGCCUCGUUCUAGCAGAGAUCGGGCUCACGCCAGUCUUCCGCGGGGUUCAGACCGGACCCGAGACUCUGCCUGGAGCGCUCCUACCCGCGGACACCGUGCAACCCCGAGCAGAGAGUUGACGGAACCAGGCGUCCGGCCCGCUGCCCGGCUCCGCCUUCUCUCCAUGUGACAGGCGCCGUCACUGCUGCAUCCCCGGCGCUGCAACCAGCGGCCUGCACGGCUCGUCAGAGGCAGGAAGAAGAGCGGAUCCGCCCCCUCUCCCCCUCCCCGCACCUUCUCCCCCAUUCACCCUCCCCGGCACAUCCCAGAGCACCCACGCCGAGUGGCAAGGCGGUCCGGCUACGUCAAGGUCUUGCGGGGGACACUCGCCGCCUCCCCACGGGAGAGAGCCCGCCUCGCCAAGCCUUCCCGACGGCGAUCCAUCCCAGCGGAGAGAGCCUCAACUUGAGACCGGUCUGCAACCCCAAGUGGGACCAGCAGAGGUGGUGGGAAAGAGCAACAGGGCCAGCGGACGAACUGAGAAGAAAAGUGGGAACUAGGGGACCAAGAAGGGUCGUUCUCGCCUGGGAAACAGCAAGCGGACUGGCAAGCCACCCACCUCCCGGCGGCAGAGCUGGGCCCCCCUACCCAGCCCAUGGAGCCGCCGGGAUCUGGGUUGGGGGGCACUGCCAUGCUCACUGUCAUGGAUCCUUCAGUCACUCUGUGGCAGUUUCUUCUGCAAUUGCUGGAACAGCAGAGCAAUGGGCAUCUGAUUGCAUGGACAUCCAAUGAUGGGGAGUUCAAGCUGGUGGAUGCAGAAGAGGUUGCACGACUCUGGGGCCUACGGAAGAACAAGACCAACAUGAACUAUGACAAGCUGAGCCGGGCCCUGCGGUACUACUAUGACAAAAAUAUCAUCCGUAAAGUCAGUGGUCAGAAAUUUGUCUACAAGUUUGUCUCUUACCCGGAACUUUCGAGUAUGGAAGGCAUGAAGGACGAGGCAGGUACCAAAAAACCUGAGCAGGUCCCAGGUGAGGCCAAAGGGGCUGAAGGAGCAUUUGGUACCUCCAAAGCUCCGCGAGGAGGCGGAGGUGCCCCACGUAGCAGUCGAAAUGAAUACAUGCGUUCCGGACUGUAUUCCACUUUCACCAUUCAGUCACUACAGAACCCUUCCCCCGUUGGACGGCCCUCGCGCCAGGAGGCAGAGGUCUUGCCUGUGGUGCCUCCUCUUGCUGCUGCUCCCGAGCCAAUGGCCCCCUUUUCCAUGGCCCCAGUGGAGGACCUCCCACAACUACAUAUCAGCAUUGAAGAACCAGAGGACUCUCAAGAGUCCCUGCAGGUCAUAGUGGAGCCCAUUCCUUUGGAGACUCCUGCCCUUGAUGAGAAGGUGCUAGUGAAAGUGGAGGAGAACCUGGACCUUGACGAAGAAGCAGCUGCUCUGAUGGUUUUAAUGGAUGGCGGAGUGAAGGAAGAGACGGCUCCUCCGGAGAAGUCUGCUCCAGAGAAGGAAUCUGUGGAGGCCGAUCUACAACAAGACGGAGAGAGGCUACUGAAGAAGGAAGCCCAGUUAUCUCCCAGCCUGGUGUCUGUUUCUCUUGAGGGACAGCCGCAGAAGGGCAAGAAGCCUAAAGUCUUGGAGCUUCCUUCACUGCCAACUCAAGAAAAAGUGAAUGCAGCUGUUAACAGCCUCCUGGCGCCGGGUGGAACGGGAAGCACCUUGACACCAACCACGGUUAUUUCCUCACAUGCACUGACUCCAGUACUGCUCACCCCAAGUUCCUUGCCACCCACCAUCCAUUUCUGGAGUACCCUGAGCCCCAUUGCACCACGUAGCCCAGCCAAGCUUUCCUUCCAGUUUCCCAGUAAUUCUAGCUCACAGGUUCACAUCCCGUCACUCAGUGUGGAUGGACUCUCCACUCCUGUAGUCCUUUCUCCUGGUCCCCAGAAGCCAUAAUCUUUCCUCUGCAUCACCAUAUUCUCUACUCCUGCCAAAGAACUGGCUUGAGUCUCUUUUCAAGCACUUGGGUCUACUUCAGCUAGACAGCUAUGUGUCCCUUCGUUAACUGGAAGAACCCUUUGAUGAUUCAAGCCGCGUCAGCUUGAAGAAUGAAAAUGGCAUAGCAAGCAGAUUCAUCCAUUAAUCUUUGAUCUGCCAGAAUUUUUCUUUGAAACCAAAUGGUGUUUUGCUGGUAUCAAGCACUUGAUGUGUCGCACUUGCUUCUUGUUGCAAAAUUCAGGCAGCCCUCAAAUGCGUCUGUGAGGGCAACGAGAAUAUAAGCUUUAUUUGGUCUCCUCUCCAAGAGGCUGCCCUUAUUUGACACUGUUGUGGCAAUAUGGCUUUCUUUAUCUGUCCCCUGUGGUGGUAAUCACUUUUAAUAACAGUUCAUCUGAUGGUCCAAGGUCAAGAAGGCUACCAAUCUUCAUCCACUUUGCAAGAUAAAUCAAGUCUCUCACUUCAUCUCUACCUUUUUUUUUUUAAAACUGGCUUACUUUUAGCUUAGUAAUUAUUAGAGAAGUAAGUAGAUCCUGCCAGCCAGGUUCAUUUUAGGAGAAUACAAAGAAACCAGUGCCAGUCCUAUUUGUUUUGUCUGUAUAUGGACAACACGUUGAUAUGCAAGCCAUUUUUGUUUUGGCAGGAUAUACAAUCGUAAGGAAUUUUGGUCAGCUUUGAUCUUGGAUGGGUAGGUGUGGGAGUGCCAAAGCAACUGCAGGUGAACAAAGUAGAGAAGAGGAAGCACUGUUGAUCAUGUUUCUUCCAAGAAUACUGACAAGUCAUUAUUGUAUUUGAUUUGGUUUCAUAGAGGGGGGGAAAAAUAACAGGAUGUGUUUGCUGUGCAACACAGUAGGAAUAAACUGUCAGCCAUCUUCUAUUUGACCAGCAAAAGCAACAGCAUCAGUUGCAUUUAGGUUAAACUCAGUUAAUUGUGGGUUUUGUUUUGUUUUUUUACUCACUGAAGUUGGAAUGUUUCUGGUAUUUCUUUGGGAGAAAAAUUCUCCAUCUGACACCAAAAUGGUGGUGCUGGGGAGGUUUUGUUCAUUUCCCCCCAUUGGUCAAAAGUCACCGAUUCGUCAACAUGGAGACCAGAGAAUGAAGUCUGCUUACUGAAUUCAAGACCUAUUUUUUUUGUAGCAGAAUGGUUUCCUUAAUUUAUUUACUGGCGAUCAGAGGUCAUGACAGAAAUGGCCAAAGGGGAAGUCUUAACCCUCUCCAUUUUUGACUGCUUUUUAUGGUUUCAUUUCUGUCAUCAUAGAAGUAAUAUCAGGCAUCAGCUAUUAUGGUGGAAAAUGUUUAAUUACAGAUUGAUCCUGAUCUCACAUACCUCUCCAGUUUUCUUCCAACUCUUGAGUCAUCCUGGAAACAGCAAAUGACAAAUCCACCAUCUUACAAUCUUCUGGAACCAAAAAAGCUUUUUUUAAUGGAAACAGUGGAAAUGGUAUAUUUCUAUAGUUCCACAUUUUAUUUCAAAGGCAUCAUAAAGGGACUCUGCAAAGGGCUGUGUCUCUUUGUCAGUGGGUUUAUUAGAACUCAUAUAUUCAGAUGACAAGAAUUUCAUCACUAGUCUAUUGUGGGGUUUUUUUGGAGAUUAUCCAUAAGUAUUUGUUAAUGCCAUAAAAGAUAUGCUAUUUCAGAGGUAUCAGCCAAUUCUUAAUCAGAGUUCCUGGCACCUUCUAUUUUUUCACAGAGUAUCUAUAUCUAUAUAUCACAAUUUUAUCUAUUGUCAAGAGAGUUGUAUUAAGAGAAAAGGAGAUGGUUCAGAUCUAUAUUUAUCUUUUCGUCUGUCCAUUUUGAUAGCUAUUUUUUAAACCGCAGGAUGGGAAUGAGAGAAGAUUCUUUUAAAAUGAAGUUGGAAAGCAUUUGGCUCUCUAAUUGUUUGUAUGUACCUGUGUACAAAUUUUGAAGUGAAAAGAAGAUAAGGGCGUAGUGUGGAAAAAUGUGAUUUUGAAAUUAUUCCCAGUAGAGUUUGCAAUGGAACUUCAGUAAUGAUGGACCAGGUUCUCUAUAAGAGCAGUUUCCAACUGUGAUGGUUGAAGAUCUCAAGUUUUAGUCCAAACUAUUGAGAAGACACCAGUCUGAAGCCUUUUCCAGGGUGUAUUUGGAGAGAGUGUGCGGUCCCAUAGACACUAUCUUGUCUUGCGCUGAAAGUGUUCCCUACACUGUCCUUUGGAAUCCUUGGUAUCAUUCCAGGAAUACUAACAGCUACUGAGCAGUUCCUUAGAAUACGGAUAACGAAAAUGGGCUCUGUAAGAGCAAAUCAACACAUUAAUACCAAUAGGAAGGAUUGAAGCAAACAUUUGAUGAGAAGGUCAGGCCAGACUCUAGAUUUAGAAAAUCUGUCAUUGGAGAAUGACUUCACUAAAAUUAGUGAUCACUGGGAUUUAGAUUAGAAUGUCAGAACAUUUGUGGGUUAAAAUCUUGCGUAUGAGUCAAUCAUGAUGAAAAUGGGCAGCAGGGUAAGGGACCCAGCUAAAAAAGCAAAAGAAGAAUGUGCCUGAAUUUUUUGAAACUAACAGGCUUACAAUUUGUACUGUACUCCCAAGUUGAUUUUUCUAUCCUCUAGCACAGAGGUCUUCAAACUUGGCAGCUUUAAGACAUGUUGACUUCAAUUCCCAGAAUUCUCCUCAGAAUUCUCUCUCAGAAUUCUGAGAGUUGAAGUUCACAAGUCUUAAAGCUGUCAAGUUUGAAGAUCUCUGCGCUAGCAGAAGUCUCAUUCAGUAUGUAAAACUUUAAUUAAAUUACCUGGAAAACUGACUGCAGAGAGGUGAACUAGGAGCAGGAUUUCACCAUCUAGAUGCCAACUUGCUUUUAACUCACUCCCUGCUCCAACUUUUCUAAGUGAUUGGUGUAGAAGUGAGUUUAAAAGAUAUGCUACAUUUAUGCCCAAUGGAGCGCUGUUGUAAUUUUGAAGUGUUGGGAUAGAAUCCGAUUUCAUAGAGAAUUAAGCAAGUCUACCUGGAUUUAUUCUGGCAAGAAAGAGAUGAAACUGAGUAGAAGAUUCAAGAUGUAAUCAAUAUUUUAGAUACCGGAUUUGGGAAGGCUUCAAAAGCGAACAUAUAUAGCCAGAAAAAUAUGGUUUAUUUUUAAUCAUCCUAUUCUGUAGCAUUAAUAAUAAUGAUGAUUAUAUUUUUGUUGCACUUCCCUAUUGCCUCCUCCUGGGAGAAAUCUAAGUGCUUUAUAAGAGGUGGUUUACAGUUUUAUUUAAUAAAUUAGGCACUUUGUGUAAUCAGCAAUCUGCAAAACAAUCAGGUACAAUUCAUGGGUGUUACCAUUCAAAUCAUGUGUAAAUUGUAUGUGAUUUGUGUAUAAGUAAACUGUGAGCACAGCAUGCAUGUGUGUGGGUGUGGGUAUGUGAGUGUAUAUACACACACAACACACAUACACACAUAUACAUAUGCACACAUGCCUGCUAUACUCAUAUAUUCAGCAAACAGAUGGAAAGGAAGACUAUAUUGUGGCUGAGCACAAAGCAUCCAAGCUGAUGUGUAAAAAAUGAACAAACAGGUAUUUUGUGGCACAUUUAUGUAAUGCCACUAGUACAUCAAGAGUAAGUAUUUGCAUUGUAAUGGAUCUGCUGUGUACUUUCCGACAAUAACCUUCAGUUUCAUUUAAGCCUUCCUACAUGCAAGCCAUGGGUAAACCAUGAGUAGCCAUCAGUAAAAUUGCAAACAUUGUUUCUUGUAAACUGUAAGUGAAAUGUGGUUAUACUUUGAGUACACCAUAUGCAAACAAUAAGUCAUGUAAGCCAUUAUUGACCUAUGGUCAAGCCAUGUGGAAGCCGAUACAAAUGUUUAAAACCCUUUGGGGUAUGGUUGCUUUCUUAAGUCAUUGGCUUUCCACAUUAAACCUCUGUUUUUCUCAUGCAGGUGCCAUUGGGCUUGCCCAGUUUUAUUGAGAGCACCCAGCAAAGUAGCUUUACAAGUAUCUUGUCUAGGUCCAGUGGCUGCUUCGGCACCCUCCAUCCUGAAGCUUGGUCUUCAGGGUUAAUUGCUUUAAAGUCCUAAUAGGGCUUAGGAGGGUGUGGCUCCCAGAGCUAAACAGUAGCGCUAGGUUCCUAGUCUUUCCUCACUUCAACUUGUGCAGCUUUCAGAAACUUUGUGCUAGAGUAAGACAAUAUUUUGUAGCCAUAUAUUAUUGCUGACACAUACAACAAAGGUAUCCCUGCUAUGGCGGCAUGUUCAAGGAGCAAUUGCAAAAGGACUAUUAAAGAAAAUUGCAAACGUUUUACACACACACAUACACACACAGGGAAGCACACAAACAUAUAAAGAUACAUAUAUAUAUGUUUUCUGAGGUUUUCGCGGGUGUUUGUAUGUAGGUCUUUGGUUAUUCGGGUUUUCUCCCGCGUAAAAUUAGAAGUGUCUUGGCGACGUUUCAACAAAGUCUCAUUCGUCAUCUUCAGGCUUCAGCUUUGUGAAGCUGAAGCCUUUGCUCCUAGAAGCACGAAGCUGAAGCCUGAAGAUGACGAAUGAGACUUUUUAAAAAAAAAAUUAUUAUUUGCAUUUAUAUCCCGCCCUUCUCCGAAGACUCAGGGCGGCUUACAUUGUGUUAAGCAAUAGUCUUCAUCCAUUUGUAUAUGAUAUACAAAGUCAACAAUCUGGGUCCUCAUUUUACCUACCUUAUAAAGGACUUCAUUGAAACGUUCGCCAAGACACUUCUAAUUUUACGCGGGAGAAAACCCAAAUAACCAAAGACCUACACACACACACACACACACACACACACACAUUCAGAAUACAGACACAUAGGUAUAUAUUUAUAUUCUUUUCAUAAGUAACUCUUCAGGAUUCAUAGGGCUAUGGAUUCCUUUAUCUUCAAAAAAGGGAAAGCAGGUAAUUUAGAUAAUUUACUCUGAAAGUGCUUAAUGUCUUUCAAAUAACAUUAAUAAAAGUAAUUAUAAGCUGAUAGUAUUCUUACCACAAAAGUAAAUUAAUCUUAAAUGGGGAUCUUUCAUGAUUUAAGUCCAUUGAAAUCCAUGGGUUUGCUUCCAAAAAUUUUAAUUGAACUGGGUGAAGGCAGUAGAUGUGAAUCCUUUUACACCUUCCUCCUGGUGAAAAGAUGAAGUACUUUAAUAAACUGUGUACUGUAUCUGCUUGGCAAAACGUUAAAUGAGAGAGAAGCAGCAGUAUCCUUAAAAUACCCCCGCAGUUUAAAUCAGGAGACAUCCUUCUAGAUCAGAUGAGCACGAAAGUAUAUUUUCUCUCCAUUCCAGUAAAAUCCUAAAAUGCACAAUACAUAGCAUUCCUCACACUUCUCAAACAAUUGGUUUGAGUGUGUUUCUUUGACAAGAUUUUUUACAGCCAUGAAAUAAGGCACUUUGUCCUCUUACAAGAUGACAUUUAAAGGGAGGUGGCUUUUGAUGUAGAAGAGAGAAAAGGUACCUGUGAAAAAUUUGUAUUUCUACAUAAUGGCUAAAAACUGCUGAAGCUCUGGUUGCCAGCUGGCCAACUUUUCGAAAUGAGUAAAUUUAAUAGGAAAAGUUGCCACUAUUUUUAUAAACAGAGGCAGGAAUUCUUCGACAGUGCACAAAAGGCAGAAAUGAGCAGGUGCCAUUAUCAGUUGGAUGUUGAGCAGCCUUAUUUGCCCUGAAAUUGUUCAAUACUGUUCAUGAUGACAGUCCUAAAAGACAGCCAUCCAGCUUGCAUACUUAAGACCUUGUAGAAAAGGAAUCUGGAAAAUAAUGCAAGAUUCAAUCUCAAAUGUAUGGCUAGUGAAUUCAAAACAAGCCCCUUGUUUAAGACUAAAGUUUGACCUUCCAGCAAAGAUCCAAGUCUCUGCAAUGAAAUAAACAAGUGAAAAUAAAAUUAUAGAUCAAAUAAUUUCACUUGACUAAUAAAAGCCCCCAGUCUCUACCAGGAAUCUUAAAGCAUCAUAAAAUCUUAUUAACUGUAAUGUACUAGGACACAAAAUUUAAUGUCAAUGAGCUUCCAUCCCAAAGAGCUAAUAUCACAGUAUCAUUAAUUUUAAAGACCCAUUGAGGUUUGUGUUUCCUCAUGAAAGAAUCGGGUGUAGCAUUUUUCCCCCCUGGAAUGUACACUGGGUUUGCAGCUGUGAUUACAUUUUGCUCCCAUUAUAAAGUGUAUUUUUCUGCAAUGCCCAACUGGUACAUCAGUUGUUUAUUCUUUAAUUGAAAUCAAAGUGAUGGUGGUAGAGAAUGGGACAUGGUGGAGCAUUGUUGUUUAACGAGAGUACAAUCCAGGAAAAAUAUUGUUGCUCAGUUCUGUGGUUUAUAUAAAGCACCAUGACUUAAUUUCAUUCCAUUUCACAUGCUGCCUACAUUCUGCAAGUCUUUCAGCUUGCCUUUGGUCUUAUAUUUUCAAGAGGCUGCUUUUAGAUGAUUUUGAAAAGAUGGGACCAAGAAGAUAGGAUGAUCUCCGAUCCCCAUAGGGCUUGAAUAAAAUAAAGCUGGAGCCAACCUGCAUUAAUUUGGCGUGGCCAUUUUUGAUGAAAAGGGCUAAGAGCUUGAUCUGUCAUUCUGCAAAGCUUUGAUGGGAAUGUGUAUCCACAUCUUUCGGGCUUAUGUUUGACCAUAGAAAUAGGACUGUAGCCUCCAAAUUUAAUUGGGAGAAUGUCAGGGGAAAAUGAUGAUUCCCUCCUAGGCUCUGAAUGGGAUAUUUUGCACGACUGAUUUCAAGAAUAUUUGAUUUAAUUUAUAGCAAGAGAGUGUACCUAACACAUACUAAAAACCAGGAAUGUCUUUUUUGCCUUUCUCACUUGAACAUGCUGAGUCUAUGAUAUUCAGAAUUUCUUUCUUUCGCAGUGGCACUUUGAGUUGCUAAGAGUGUCAGUGUAGCAGGGAUUGGUGAGAUAAUGUGAAAAGAACGGCAAAAUCCAGGGAUUUAACAUUUUUGGUUGAAGUAGAUAUUUUGUUGGGAUUCUUUUCCCAUGGAGGAAGUCCUACAAGAUGGUCUGGGAAAUUAUUUAUUUUCCCUGUUCUCUUCAUUGUUGAACUGGUCUUGGUCCCUGAGCCAGAGGUGAUAGGGAUCUGUCCCUCUCUACUUACCUCUGCACUGGGGUUUGGAUCCUGUUUAUUUUUAUGAUGAAACUCUCUGGGAUCCUGCCCUGUAAAUAAAUUUAUUUUUCAACAAAACUCAUUCAUUGCUGAUUUCUUUUUAUUUUCCUUUCCUGUUUCCUCUACCAGACUCCAGUUCUAUAUGUCUCCAGGAAAGUUUUCCUUCUCUUGGUCCAU